Alternaria ventricosa is the source of this 1572-nucleotide messenger RNA. RefSeq lists its product as uncharacterized. The transcript has 4 exons. Gene Ontology annotation, cellular component: peroxisomal membrane. NCBI's taxonomy places the organism in Eukaryota, Fungi, Ascomycota, Dothideomycetes, Pleosporales, Pleosporaceae. The record is from RefSeq and is a predicted model, not a curated record. Gene Ontology annotation, biological process: protein import into peroxisome membrane. Gene Ontology annotation, molecular function: protein-macromolecule adaptor activity. Bases 1 to 1572 code for a protein of 523 amino acids.
AUGAUACAGGGCACGCGUCGCUGGCUCAGGCGCAACCGCACAAACUUUGCCAUCGGCGCCGGAGUGCUCGGCGCGGGUUACCUGGCGGGGCAGUAUGUCCUGGGCAAGCUCGGGGAGGCGAGGCAGCGCAUGAGCGAUGAUCGCAUCGCCAAAGAGAAUCUACGCCGCCGCUUCGAGCAGAACCAGGAAGACUGCACCUUCACCGUCCUCGCCAUCCUGCCCACCGCGACCGAGAACAUACUGGACGCCAUUCCCGUCGAACAGGUGCUGGAAGAGCUGCAGAGACAAAAGGCAGAGCGCCUGUCGCGGAGUGUCGGACCCAGCGAGAUUGCCAGUUCAGCGCCCCCGAGUGUAGCAGACACGACCGAGGAUGACGCUCGGAGCUCGAGUCUCCAGACGGAUAGCUUCAUCCAUGCCAGCCAGAUCGCUACUGAGGGUGACAGCAGCACGGGCCCUACCGAUGCCAUCCCAGAGGUCAGGGAGGAUAGGAAGAGCAAGAAGAGCAAGGCGCAGCUCUGGAGCGAGAUGAAGAUCAGCUCCAUAACACGCGCCUUCACCCUUAUCUACACCCUCUCUCUCCUCACGCUUCUUACGCGUAUUCAACUAAACCUUCUUGGCCGCCGAAACUACCUCGCCUCCGUCGUGUCGUUAGCCGCGCCGCAGUCGACAACCGAAGGCGCAAGGAUCAACUUGGAGAACAACGACGACGACAACUUCGAGCAAGCAUAUGGCAACGACUUCGAGACGAACCGCAGAUACCUCAGCUUGAGCUGGUGGCUGUUACACAAGGGAUGCAUAGAGCUUAUCGAGAAGGUACGGACCGCAGUCAAGGACGUCUUCGGCCUUGUGAACCCCAGAGAAGAGAUGACUCUGGAGAGACUGUCCGAACUUACCCUCGAAGUGCGCAAGAGGGUCGAAGGUGCAACAGAGGAAGAGCGAAGAACAUGCAAGUGGCUCACCUUCCUCCUCCCACCGCAAGACCAGGAAGACUACGUCCUCCGCGAAUCCGGCAUGACUUCAUCCUCCGAGUCCACAUCGCCCACAACAACAACCUCCCUCCGCCGCCUUAUCGACGAAACCUCUGACCUCAUCGACUCGCCUGCCUUCACACAUGUACUCACACAGCUCCUCGACGCUGCCUUCUCCCACCUCGUCGACGUCAAGAUUUCACAGCUCUCCUACAAGAUCCCGCCCAUCUCUGAUAAUCACGCUCGUGUGCAGGAGAUUGUUGGACACGACAUCAAGGCCAAGGUCGCGAACAGCUUAGCCGUAUUCUGCAGACAAGCGCACAGCAUCGGUACCGGAGCCAACAAUGAGUACCUAGCUGCUAUCGAAGCUGUUGGUGGUCUUGAGGCGUUCGCUGCUGUCGUCUACUCCAGCAAUUUCGAGUACGAAAGCCCAGAGGCUGCUGCUGCGUUGAGUCAAUCUGCUCCUGCUCCUGUCGAGCUAACAGCGCCGAGCGUGGUGCCUGAGGUUGCAGCUUUACAGGAUGCACAGGAGGUCAAGUCAGACGAUCCGUUCGAGAGUGCCUGGGGCAAGGCGCUGGCGAAAGAGGAUGGGAAGCAGUUUUAG